CUAAUAUCACGUUGGGUCCCGUCGAAUUCAAAAACAGUUGGCACAAGCGGUUUUCUGGUGGUGAGUCGGUUUAUUUCACAAAGCGAAUACUCAACGACGCGAAACAUCCAACGCAGCAAUGGACGACUAUUUGAGAAUAGAGAAAAUUGGAGAAGGAACCUAUGGUGUGGUAUACAGGGGCAAACACAAGGCCACUGGUCAAAUUGUGGCUAUGAAGAAGAUCCGUCUGGAGAGUGAGGAAGAAGGGGUUCCCAGCACUGCAGUCCGAGAGGUCUCUUUGCUUCAGGAGCUGAAACAUCCAAAUGUUGUCAGACUGUUAGAUGUCCUGAUGCAGGAGUCUCGUCUCUAUCUCAUCUUUGAGUUCCUAUCCAUGGACCUCAAGAAAUACCUGGACUCCAUACCUUCUGGGCAGUACAUGGACCCGAUGUUAGUCAAGAGCUACCUCUACCAGAUCUUGGAGGGCAUAUAUUUUUGUCAUUGUCGACGAGUCCUCCAUAGAGACCUGAAGCCACAGAAUCUUUUGAUUGACAACAAGGGUGUUAUUAAACUGGCUGAUUUUGGACUGGCUCGAGCCUUUGGUGUUCCUGUCAGGGUCUAUACCCAUGAGGUUGUAACCCUUUGGUAUCGAGCUCCCGAGGUUCUUCUGGGUUCCCCUAGGUAUUCCACUCCUGUUGAUGUUUGGAGUGCCGGCACCAUAUUUGCUGAACUUGCCACCAAGAAGCCACUAUUCCAAGGAGACUCUGAAAUAGACCAGUUGUUUAGGAUCUUCAGGACGCUAGGAACACCAGAUAAUGAUGUUUGGCCCGAUGUAGAAAGCCUACCUGACUACAAAAGCACUUUUCCGAAAUGGAAGCCUGGCAACAUGGCCUCAAUGGUGAAAAACCUGGAUAAGAAUGGUCUCAACCUUCUGGCAAAAAUGUUGGCCUACAAUCCUCCCAAACGGAUUUCCACACGCGAGGCCAUGACUCAUCCUUAUUUUGAUGAUUUGGACAAAUCCACACUACCUGCAGCCAACAUCAACAAAAUCUAAUACCUGCCUGACUUUCAAAUGCAUGCAUAACCACAAUGAAUAUAUGUUCUGUAAAUACUUCUGUGUGUUAGUGCUAAACUCAAAACUUUUACAAGUAUUUGUCAGCAUUUCUUCUCCAAUAAAUCGAUGCCCGUUCUUUUCUCACCAUCAUCUAA
Corythoichthys intestinalis (scribbled pipefish) is the source of this 1185-nucleotide messenger RNA. It is a transcript of the gene cdk1, whose product is annotated as cyclin dependent kinase 1. Gene Ontology annotation, molecular function: cyclin-dependent protein serine/threonine kinase activity; ATP binding. Gene Ontology annotation, cellular component: nucleus. Gene Ontology annotation, biological process: G2/M transition of mitotic cell cycle; protein phosphorylation; mitotic G2 DNA damage checkpoint signaling. The record is from RefSeq and is a predicted model, not a curated record. NCBI's taxonomy places the organism in Eukaryota, Metazoa, Chordata, Actinopteri, Syngnathiformes, Syngnathidae. The transcript has 8 exons. The coding region runs from base 119 to 1030 and encodes 303 amino acids.